Messenger RNA from Penaeus chinensis, 5897 nucleotides. Its product is annotated as neuronal acetylcholine receptor subunit alpha-7-like. The record is from RefSeq and is a predicted model, not a curated record. Gene Ontology annotation, cellular component: postsynaptic membrane; neuron projection; synapse. Bases 248 to 2449 code for a protein of 733 amino acids. Gene Ontology annotation, molecular function: transmembrane signaling receptor activity; acetylcholine-gated monoatomic cation-selective channel activity. NCBI's taxonomy places the organism in Eukaryota, Metazoa, Arthropoda, Malacostraca, Decapoda, Penaeidae. Gene Ontology annotation, biological process: signal transduction; regulation of membrane potential; monoatomic ion transmembrane transport. The transcript has 12 exons.
CACCCCGCCACGCCGCGCAACCACACCACCACACAACCACACGGCCUCGGCCCCCACCACCAUCACCACAUCCACAAACCACUACAUCACCUCCGUCACCGCGGGCUGGCCUCAAGCUAGCCGCCUCCAGGAGCGCCACGGGAAUGUGGGGAAGGCGACGCCCCCAGCGUUCCACCGACCUGUGCCAGUGUGAGACCCGCUAGUGCGAUCAGACGACGGCAGUGCCUGGGCCAGAGCACACGCCGUGAUGGCCCCUGACUCAAGAUUACUUACACCCUUCGUCACCAUCUCCUCUUCCUCCUCCUCUCCGCCUUCCCACUCGUCCCCCUCGUCCCCCUGCCCUCCUCAGCCGCCGCCGCCUUCUGCCCCUUCCUCCUUACCGCGUCCUUCUCCUCCUCCUCCCUCCCAUCCUCCGUCACCACGCACGUCCCGUCUCAUAGGAAGGGAAGGCCUGGUCAUAUUGGCCCCCUCCCCCCUCUCCUGCCCCUCCCCUACAACCUACACCUCCGCUAUCAAAUCCCAACCACAGUUACAACAAUCAAUAGCAACCACAGCCUCUUCCUCCUCCCCUUUACAAUCUUCGCCUCCCUCACCUCUCUCAUCUCCCUGCCCCAAGACUCCCUCACCCGCGAAAACCUCAUCGAAACUCCCUUCCUCCUCCUCCUCCUCGUCCUCGCCCUGCUCACCUCUCUCCUCUUCGUCCUCAUCCACAUCAUCAUCCCUUCCAUCCAGUUCCUCUAAAACAUCCACAUCUACGUCUUUUCCACCCUCGUUGUCCCAUUCCUCCUCCUCCUCCUCCUCUACCACCUCCUCUUCCUCCACCUCCUCCACCUCGCCGCCCGUGAGCAGCAGCGAGUCUUCCACCUCCACCUCCACCUUCAGCUCAACUACCUCACCCACCUCAUGUUCCUCCACCAGCGGCGAACUCAGCGUAGAACGACAAUCUCCCACUCGCGACUACCACCCUGUUCAACGAUGGUCGCUUUGGCCUCUCGUUCUUCUUAUCGUCUGUCUUCCAAAAGAGGCGGCGUGUGGGGAGCACGAACGACGGCUUCUGCACGACUUGCUUGACAAUUACAACCAGCUGGAGAGGCCUGUAGGCAACGAGAGUGAACCUGUGGUGGUCUCCUUUGGUAUAACACUCCAGCAGAUUAUAGACGUGGAUGAGAAGAAUCAGCUCCUAAUAACAAACACAUGGUUAAAAUUGGAAUGGAACGACGUUAACCUACGGUGGAACGAAAGUGAUUAUGGUGGAAUCAAGGAUCUUAGAAUUCCGCCUUAUAAGAUUUGGAAACCCGAUGUUUUGAUGUACAACAGCGCGGAUGAGGGUUUCGAUGGCACCUACCAGACCAAAGUGGUGGUUUCUUCCGACGGCACCUGCCUCUAUAUACCACCUGGCAUCUUCAAGUCCACCUGCAAAAUAGAUAUCACCUGGUUCCCCUUUGACGACCAAAGGUGCAAGAUGAAAUUUGGCUCAUGGACCUACUCUGGAUGGCAGCUGGAUCUUCAACUGCAGUCAGAGGAUGGCGGAGACCUUAGCGACUUUAUCAAGAAUGGCGAAUGGGACCUUAUUGGUUGUCCUGGGAAAAGAAACGCCAUAUACUACAAAUGUUGUCCUGAACCGUAUGUAGAUGUAACUUUCGAAAUAGUGAUUCGGAGGCGAACGUUAUAUUAUUUCUGCAACCUUAUUCUCCCAUGUGUGCUGAUUGCAUCAAUGGCUGUUCUUGGGUUUACGCUGCCCCCAGACUGCGGCGAGAAGCUGUCCCUAGGGGUUACCAUUCUCCUCUCACUGACAGUUUUCCACAAUUUGGUGACUGAGACGCUGCCCCAAGUAUCGGACGCGAUGCCUGUUCUAGGCACGUACUUUAACUGUAUUAUGUUCAUGGUGGCAUCGAGCGUCGUUAGUACAGUGCUCAUACUCAACUUUCACCAUCGGUCGGCGGAUACGCACGAGAUGUCGCCUAUGGUGAAAAGCGUGUUUCUCCAAUGGUUACCGUGGGUCCUGCGCAUUAACCGGCCGGGAGAGAAGAUUACGCGCAAGAGCAUCAUGUUGAACAACAAGAUGAGAGAGCUGGAGAUGAAGGAGAGGUCGUCCAAGUCGCUCCUGGCGAACGUGCUGGACAUCGACGACGACUUCCGUGCGCACACGCUGCCGCACACGCACACCACGAACAACACGGCGUUCAUACGCGUGCCUCACGGCGGCCACUCGGUGGACGACUCGCACCUCGUCCACACCUGCAUGUCCUCCUGCACCAGAGAGCUCAACCUCAUCCUCAAGGAGAUCAGGAUGAUCACAGACAAGAUGAGGAAAAAAGACGAAGACGAUGAGGUGGUGAACGACUGGAAGUUCGCAGCAAUGGUUGUGGACCGACUGUGUCUGCUGGUGUUCACGUUGUUCACGGUGAUUGCCACAGUCGCUGUGCUUCUCUCGGCCCCGCACAUUUAAUAACGUGGCUCCAUGUAUCCCGCAGGUGAGGAGCGACUGGAAGUUCGCGGCGAUGGUGGUGGACCGACUGUGUCUGAUCGUGUUCACGCUGUUCACAGUGACUGCCACAGUCGCUGUGCUUCUUUCGGCCCCGCACAUUAUCGUUCCCUAAUAAUUAAGCGGCCGGCAGACGUAAACGGGGGCGACGAUGUGGCCCCGCACACUGAAGCGGUGUACGCGGCCACGUCGCCGCCCCGGCCGGAAUUUUUGUGGUCCCGCUGCAUCAUUCCAGCCCCGUAGUCUCCGGCUGCCCCGCCCCGUCGGCCGCGAGGGCUCCACGUGGACCCUCGGCCACGAGAGGUUGGCGACCUUCCUUGUUCUGGUCACGAUGCUUCCAUAAGUGCCAAAGGGGCGGCCAGAGCCGCGCCCGGCUCACGGCGACUGUGUGUCACACCCUCGCUCAAGCCCACCCACGCCCUCUUGAUACCGCAGCGACCCGCCCACGCUGUCGGACCACCACCAUCACCCCGCCGCCGCCACCACGCGCCGCAGAAAGUGCGUAAAUAAGUGAACAACCAAGACACGCGGCCCGCAAGGGCGAGAGGCCGAGGCUCGCAGCUCGCAACAUGGACUUGCCGCAGCGACGUUGGACUGCUGCUCUGAUAAGCUGUCUGGCCUUGGCUGCAUGACGGGCCGCAGCGGCAGCAGCAGCAGCAGCACGGCGGGCCGUUGUGCUGCAGUGUGGCGGGCCACAGCUGUAGCAGCAGCAGCGAGGCACGUGUGGGUCGCCGCGCAGUGGUGCCCCGAGGCCGCCGUCGCCUCCUCUCGGAAUGGCGCUUCUCAGUUCUGGGUUUUCCAGUGUACUAUUUUAGCCACAUGAGUUAUACGCCCUACAAAGAAGAUAGAAAAUGCAUAUAUGCGCCAGCUGUACGCCAAGUGCAGACACGUUUGUCCCCUUGCUCAUGCGUCAGUAUUAUGUGAUUCUGAGGUUACUGUAAGCAUCAAAUAAUUCAAUACAAAUACGUCUUUACUCAAACAUUUUUAGCGCAUCUUCCUUUUUUUUUCUCUUAAGCUGUUAAUGAAGUCUCGAUGAAAGGAGUCUCAUGCAAUAAUCUAUACUUGCCCGGGCUAAAGGGAGCGUGACUCCGCUGGACUUCGAAAGGAUGAAGAAGCAGAAGCAGAGAAAGGCGACUCCUCGUCCGCUCUCGAAGCAAGUCACCAACGAACACCCUCCCCCGGACCCCCUGACCUUUGACCCCUUAGGCAGCCAGGGGGUCACGCGCCCAGCCCUCCCGGACGCAACACUUUAAGGGAAAAAAGACACUUUCUGUUUUCCACAUGCAGAGUGUAAAUUUACAUUCAUUUGUCGAUGUAAAUAAGCGUUUUAUAGUAUAAUUUUCUUGAACACGAACUUUGAUGGUUAUUGAGUGGCUCACAUCCGUUUUUGAAUUGAUUAUGUGUAAUGUAAUAUUAAUUAAGCAUCAUCACGGAGUCAUUUUUUAUUCAUUUAAUCAAUACUAUGUAUUGUAGAAAGUGUAAAAAAUAAUAUCAUAGGAGAAAAAAAAAAUAAUAUGGAUAUUGUGAACCGAUAACUUAAGUCCUUAUUACACAGACUUGGAAACAAUGAAUGUCAUAUCAUAUCAUAUUUUGUUUCCCAUUUUCUAGUGAAUUAAAUUAUGAACGAGAAAAUAACAAUAAAAGACAGUACCCCCAAAAAGCGCAUCCAAGCAAAACAUAUAGACUGGAAUAGUGUACUGAAACUUCUGCGCAAUAUGUAGUUUAAAACUUCUCUUUACAAUCAUAGGUUUACAAAGGUAGAUAUUUCUUGAUUACUCCACCUCCUCGAGGCGAACCGUAGAUGUAGAUAUGUUCGUAUUCAACUCAGUAUUCUAUAACUAAUAGGUUUAAACUGCCUAUUUAUUAUAAUUUAUUUUCCUCACACACACUGCAUGUAUCGCAAUGCAGGUACUAUAAUCAAAUAAUCGCCGAUUCAAUUAAAAAAAACAGAAACGAGGAGCUGGGUGUACGGUAGUUUAAAAGAAAAUUCUAGAAAAUAAAAAAACAAAUGCGUCGGCGACCGCUUUCGGCUCCGACGGCAUGGUUGGGGUCCCGAGGAGCAGCGCCUUGCGACAGGGCCGGGUCCGCCCCCGACUCGGCCUCUGCGUCUCCUUUCCUCCUCCUUAGCCGAGUCCUCCUCCCAGCAUCCUCCUUCGUCCCAGCGUCCCUUUAUCCCUGCUCCCCCUCCACCCCCUUCCUGCUGACGGCGACGCCUGCUUUCUACAGCAGGAGAGAACCCGUAGCAUCUCCUGCGGGGCGCUAGGUAUAUAGCAUCAUCAAAAACGAUACAAAUUUUUGUGGUUAUCUUACCCCCCCCCCCCUUUUGCAAGGAGUGCCAUGUGCGUGCGAGCGAGCGAGCGCGUGCGUGCGUGCCUGCGAGUGCGUGCGGUGCGAUUGCUCAAGUGCGAUUCCUCCUCAGACAGGAUUCACACCCGAGGAAGUCGCACUCAGGUCGACACACGAAGUGACUCUCGGUGUGGUCGUUGGACGUCUUCUCAUUUCCGGUCUUGUUUGUUUGCUAGUUUCCUUAGAAGCAGAGACAGAAGAGAGGCAGAGAGAGAAAGAACGAGAGAAAGAGCGCGAGCGAACGAGCGAGAGAGCGAGCGAGAGAGCGUGCGAUAGAGAGCUCCCCUUCCCCAGCAGCAGCAGCUUCAGCAGCAGCAGCAGCAUCCCCAGCACGAGCCACAGGGAGCAGAGCGCCUCUCCGGGGACCUCAACCAGCGAGGACGCCGCCGCCGGACGUUAGACGCGAUGGAGGGCGGGGUAAUGCAAUCAUGUAGUCACAAGUCGUAGCCCCAAGUUCCGUUGUUGACGGUAGUAGUUACGAGAACACCACCACCACCAUUGAUAAUAUUUUCAUUCAUCCGAUUUUUAAUUUUUUAUGUGUAUGUGAGCGUUGGUUUUCACGCGUCACGUGUACAUGAUAAUAUACAUAUAUAUAAAUAUAUAUAUAUAUAUAUAAAAGAUAUACAUCUACAUAUUUAUACAUUUCUAGAUCAUGUCUGAGUUCCAGUCAAAUUCCCCCCCCCCCCCCCCCCGUAUUUUCUUUCUUGCGUAUUAAUCAUUCUGCGCUAUAAUUUGCCGCUGUAAAUACGGGUAUCUUGCUUCAUAAAUACAUUGUUUAUUUCAUAUACUUAACUAAGGGGUCGCUUUGAUGACUAUUCUUGUUGAUAGUUUAGUGAUCAAGUAACGUUGUUGUUAGGAAUUUGGACUUUUUUUUUUCUCAUUUUAUACCUAUCACAUAAAUAUGAACUCGCUUUCAUAAAAAUAAAAAUAAAUAAAUAAAUAAAACAAAAGACGAUAAUCAAGUAAGCUUAACUGCUUUACCGGUGGGAGAGGCUAGGACGGGCAAGGGGGGGAGGGGGCGACGCUCCCGAAACCCCGCCCGUCCGAGUCUGUGUCACCGACUGCC